CUCUGGCCGCCCGUGUCGCGCCGCCGCCGAGGACCUGCGCGGCCGUCUCUGCCGCGGGCGCGGGCGCGGAAAAUGGCUCCAGUGGUCAAAUGAAGCUGGAAAAAUAUAUAGAUGCAGCACUGCGGCCUUUCCAGAUGUUUGAGUGUGAUACUCCAGUGAGAAAUUGAUCCCUUGGAUUAGGUAACUAGUCAUAAUGAAGAAAAUUAGUCUUAAAACCUUCCGGAAGUCUUUUAAUUUGAAUAAAAGUAAAGAAGACACUGAUUUCAUGGUAGUACAACAGCCAUCCCUAGCCAGUGACUUUGGAAAAGAUGAUUCCUUGUUUGGUAGCUGCUACGGUAAAGAUAUGGCCAGCUGUGAUAUCAAUAGCGAAGAUGAGAAAGGUGGGAAAAGCAGAUCCAAGAGCGAGAGCCUGAUGGGGACCCUGAAGAGGCGACUUUCUGUGAAGCAGAAGCCCAAGGGCAAGGGCAGCACGCCCUCGGGGGGCUUGGCUGAGGAGGACACCUUCUCCUCCUCCUCGGCUCCUGUGGUCUUCAAGGACRUCAGAGCUCAGAGGCCCAUCAGGUCCACUUCCCUCCGCAGUCACCACUACAGCCCCACGCCCUGGCCCCUCCGGCCCACGAACUCUGAGGAGACCUGUAUCAAAAUGGAGGUGAGGGUCAAAGCUUUGGUCCACUCUUCCAGUCCAAGUCCUGCGCUGAACGGGGUUCGCAAGGAUUUCCAUGACCUUCAGGCUGAAACUGUGUGCCAGGAGCAGAAUGGUUCCCUCAAGCGUUCAGAUUCUCCCCACGGAGACUUGCAUCUCCACCUGGAGGAACAUGUGCCUGUAGUUAUUGGACUUGUGCCUCAGGACUACAUUCAGUACACCGUGCCUUUAGACGAGGGGAUGUGUCCUUUGGAAGGAUCGCGCAGCUAUUGUCUGGACACUUCUUCGCCCAUGGAGGUCUCUGCGGUUCCUCCUCAAGUGGGAGGGAGCUCUUUUGCCGAAGAUGAGAAUCAGGUAGACCAGGACCUAGUUGUUGCCCCAGAGAUCUUUGUGGACCAGUCAGUGAAUGGCUUGUUGAUUGGCACCACAGGAGUCAUGUUGCAGAGCCCCAGAGCAAGUCAUGAUGAGGUCCCUCCGCUCUCGCCAUUGCUACCUCCAAUGCAGGCUAAUCAGAUCCAAAGGAACUUCAGUGGGCUCACGGGCACAGAUGCCCAUGUGGCUGAAAGUAUGCGCUGUCAUUUGAAUUUUGAUCCUAACUCUGCCCCUGGGGUGGCAAGGGUUUAUGACUCUGUGCAAAGUAGUGGUCCCAUGGUUGUGACAAGCCUUACGGAGGAGCUGAAGAAACUUGCAAAACAAGGAUGGUACUGGGGACCAAUCACACGCUGGGAGGCAGAAGGGAAGCUAGCCAACGUGCCCGAUGGUUCUUUUCUUGUUCGGGAUAGUUCUGACGACCGUUACCUUCUAAGCUUGAGCUUUCGUUCCCAUGGUAAAACACUUCACACUAGAAUCGAGCACUCGAAUGGUAGGUUUAGCUUUUAUGAACAACCAGAUGUGGAAGGACAUACGUCCAUAGUUGAUCUAAUCGAGCAUUCAAUCAGGGACUCUGAAAAUGGAGCUUUUUGUUAUUCAAGGUCUCGGUUGCCUGGAUCUGCAACCUACCCCGUCAGACUGACCAAUCCAGUGUCACGGUUCAUGCAGGUGCGUUCUCUGCAGUACCUCUGUCGUUUCGUUAUACGUCAGUAUACCAGGAUAGACCUGAUUCAGAAACUGCCUUUGCCAAACAAAAUGAAGGAUUAUUUACAGGAGAAGCACUACUGAAAGAUUGAGAACCCUGCAUCUUGCACUUUGGGAAUAAGAAAAAGAGAUUGAGAUACAGUUUACAACUUUCAUUGCCAUCAGAAUCUUUUGCUGCCAUAACUAUUUUAAUUUUAUGUGUAAGAGUCAACAGUUUGUUGAGGGGUGGGGAAGUGUCUGCAAGGUGUCUUGGGUUUAUUUUGGUUCUUUAAAAAGGGAUGUCUUGAGGUUCUAGAAGUGUGAAUUAUCUUUCAUUAGUGUGCAGAAUAAUCACAAUGUGAAUUAUCAGAUUCUCCUUGAUGCCCCCCCCCCGUCCUUUGCUGCUAUCCACUGUGAUUUUUAUGCAUUAAAAGCACAUUUCAUGUGUCUUCAACCCUAAGUAAAGUUGAAUGAAACUUACAGAAUGAAAAUUACUUUGUCUUUUUAAAUGACCCAUUUUCAAAAGUUAGUGUUGAAUGAACGUGUGAUAAAACUAUUUACAUAUACACUGAAAAUGACUUUUUAAUGUCAUACUUCAAAAAGAUUUAUUUAGAAUUAUUAAUUGACAUCAUCUUAGUUAAUGGGAUGCAAAUUUGCCACAUAUCUUUUCAACUUCUAAAUUAUUUUUAAGGUUGUGCUAAUAUUUUGGUUGUGAAAACUUUGUGUUUUUCUGUUGCCUUCAUUUUCAUCUUGUGGUUUGUCCAUUUUAAUAAAUGGCCUUACAUUUAAGAGUCAUAAAGAGAUAUAUACCACAAAUUUAGCAAUCGUGGCCUUUUCUGUCAUUAAACCCGGGUACAAAUUGGCAUAAUGKAAAGACCUAUAGACUGGAACAGUGACUACAGAAGUGAGAUCAGUUCCCGUGAGAGCGUUGUUUUCAUGUUGCCUGCACUGUUCCUUUGGUUAAAUGUUUAAUCUGUGAUUUCUUUAGUUUAGUCAACACAUUCUUGGGUGAACUUGAUUGUACAACUAAUUUUCAUUAAUGGACUGGAUUCUCUUAACAAUGUUAAAGUUUAUAAAAAGUUUGAAAUUGAUUUGAAUAGAAAGAAAAGAUUGCUUUAAAGUUGGAUUUAUAUUUUUCUUUUAUGUAGUCACAAUAAAAUGUGCUAGAUUUGACUUCUCUUUUCCCCUGCCUCCAAUAAAAUCAACCCUUAGUGACUUGAGUUGAAAAAUUUUGGAAAUUGUGGAGCAUCACAUGAGAAAAGAUGAAAACAGUACUAUAGAUACACAGAUGCCUGCCUCCUUGCAGGAUCCACUGCAGUUUCGGAAUAGGCUUUUCAUUUAUUUGUUAUUUUCAUUGAACCAAGUCUAGAGUAAUUUGGCCUCCCGUUUUUUUCUCUUUUUGAGUAAGUCAAUGGGAAGGGAUAUUAUGCCUGAGAAUUUUUAGUUAUUUUGGAAUGUGGAGUGUUUGUUCACUUUGUAAUUCUGCAACAUAGUCUAAUUUUCAGAUUGUUCCAUUCAGAAACCAUUCCCAGCUAAACAAGCCUUAAAGCAAAAUGCUGGACAUUUCUUCCUGUGUCACUUUAAGUUUUCCCAUGUCUUCCCUUCUUUAAAACACAAGGGUAAAGGUCUUUGGUCUAUGGCUGGCAUUGUCAUCUAACAUCUCUGUAUCCUCACUUUUUAAUUAGUUUUUGUUUUUUUGUGGGGGGCGGGGGUGGAGGUGCUGGGGUUCAUGCUAGGCACAUGUUUUAUCACUGAGCUACAUCCCCAGCCUCUCUGGUUUUUUUUUUAAGAGACAGAACUGAGAUAUUACAAAGGAAAGGCACAAUGCCAUAUCACAGUGUUUGGUAUUUUGACUUAAAUGGGGAAAGGUACUUCAUUUUGGUGGGACAUUGAUUGUACCUUGUUACAAAGACUCCUUUCAUUUUUUGAUGUUUUCACCUAAUAAGAUGGAAUAUGGUGUAUUCUAUAAUAAUAUAAUUUAAGUGUUCACUAUAAGCUAUUUGGAUUAAGAACUAUUACAGAGUUGUAACCUUGUGAUCAGAUUGAUGCAAGACAUUUAACUAUUUUUGCAAAACUAUUUAUUUUUAAACAAUUUGAAAUAUAUCUAGAAGUCCUUGUGCAUCCAUGUUAGAUGGCAGGUAUUGUCACAGUCACUUGUGCUGAUGGUAAGUGUUGAGAUGGCUUCUUUGUGUCUGUCUGUCCUCGGUGAGCUGGCGGUACAGAGGCCUUGGGACCUCACCUAACCAAUCUCUGUGGAUGUAGCCUGUCCCUGCAUUUUCUCAUAAUGCCAUGUGCUUAAAAUAUGCCCAUGUGGUGUCAGGAUUAUUUUGACCUUUAUCCAAAUGUUUUUUAAAUUGUAUUUUGUGGUUUUUUGGAGGGCAAGUCAAUACUGU
Molecule: messenger RNA, 4089 nt
Organism: Urocitellus parryii (Arctic ground squirrel)
Lineage: Eukaryota; Metazoa; Chordata; Mammalia; Rodentia; Sciuridae
Gene: Socs6
Product: suppressor of cytokine signaling 6
Biological process (GO): protein ubiquitination; phosphatidylinositol phosphate biosynthetic process; regulation of growth
Cellular component (GO): phosphatidylinositol 3-kinase complex
Molecular function (GO): 1-phosphatidylinositol-3-kinase regulator activity
Source: RefSeq, a predicted model, not a curated record